AUGGAGCCGACCCCCACUGCAGACUCCGAGCUGCAGCCCCCGCUCCUCGCCAACGCUUCGGACGCCUUUCCCAGCGCCUUCCCUAGUGCCGGCGCCAAUGCGUCGGGGCCGCCGGGCGCACGAAGCGCCUCAUCCCUUGCCCUGGCCAUCGCCAUCACCACACUCUACACGGCUGUGUGCGCUGUGGGGCUGCUGGGCAACGUGCUCGUCAUGUUCGGCAUCGUCCGGUACACUAAGAUGAAGACAGCCACCAACAUCUACAUCUUCAACCUAGCCUUGGCGGAUGCACUGGCCACCAGCACGCUGCCCUUCCAAAGUGCUAAGUACCUGAUGGAGACGUGGCCCUUCGGGGAAUUGCUCUGCAAGGUCGUGCUUUCCAUUGACUACUACAACAUGUUCACCAGCAUCUUCACACUCACCAUGAUGAGUGUCGACCGCUACAUCGCCGUCUGCCACCCUGUCAAGGCCUUGGACUUCCGCACACCUGCCAAGGCCAAGCUGAUCAACAUCUGCAUCUGGGUCCUGGCCUCAGGCGUUGGCGUGCCCAUCAUGGUCAUGGCUGUGACCCGCCCCCGGGACGGAGCGGUGGUGUGCAUCCUGCAGUUCCCCAGCCCGAGCUGGUAUUGGGACACGGUGACCAAGAUCUGCGUGUUCCUCUUCGCCUUCGUCGUGCCCAUCCUCAUCAUCACCGUGUGCUACGGCCUCAUGCUGCUGCGCCUGCGCAGCGUGCGCCUGCUGUCCGGCUCCAAGGAGAAAGACCGCAGCCUGCGGCGCAUCACGCGCAUGGUGCUGGUGGUGGUGGGCGCCUUCGUGGUGUGCUGGGCGCCCAUCCACAUCUUCGUCAUCGUCUGGACGCUGGUGGAUAUCGACCGGCGCGACCCGCUUGUGGUGGCCGCGCUGCACCUGUGCAUCGCGCUCGGCUACGCCAACAGCAGCCUCAACCCUGUGCUCUACGCCUUCCUCGACGAGAACUUCAAGCGCUGCUUCCGCCAGCUCUGCCGCUCGCCCUGCGGCCGCCCGGAACCCGGCAGCUUCAGCCGCGCCCGCGACGCCACGGCCCGCGAGCGGGUCUCCGCCUGCACCCCGUCCGACGGCCCCGGCGGUGGCGCCGCAGCCUGA
This is a messenger RNA of Loxodonta africana (African savanna elephant), 1119 nucleotides long. RefSeq names its product opioid receptor delta 1 (gene OPRD1). Bases 1 to 1119 code for a protein of 372 amino acids. The transcript has 3 exons. The record is from RefSeq and is a predicted model, not a curated record. Gene Ontology annotation, biological process: neuropeptide signaling pathway; G protein-coupled opioid receptor signaling pathway. Gene Ontology annotation, cellular component: neuron projection; plasma membrane. NCBI's taxonomy places the organism in Eukaryota, Metazoa, Chordata, Mammalia, Proboscidea, Elephantidae. Gene Ontology annotation, molecular function: neuropeptide binding; G protein-coupled enkephalin receptor activity.